Messenger RNA from Melanotaenia boesemani (Boeseman's rainbowfish), 7394 nucleotides. It is a transcript of the gene fbxl4, whose product is annotated as F-box and leucine-rich repeat protein 4. Lineage: Eukaryota; Metazoa; Chordata; Actinopteri; Atheriniformes; Melanotaeniidae. Gene Ontology annotation, biological process: SCF-dependent proteasomal ubiquitin-dependent protein catabolic process. The transcript is spliced from 9 exons. The record is from RefSeq and is a predicted model, not a curated record. Gene Ontology annotation, cellular component: SCF ubiquitin ligase complex. The coding region runs from base 256 to 2097 and encodes 613 amino acids. Gene Ontology annotation, molecular function: protein binding.
GAAGGCACCGCUAGAUAAACGCCAGGAAUAUUGUUUGCGGGCUGAAAUAUCCGGCUAAAGCUUAAGGAAAUAAGCGGACUGCUCCUCAUGAAUGGAUUUAUUGAUCUACGUUUACCGUCAUGCAUGCAGCCGGGCUUCUCAUCUGCGUUUUGUACAUCCCCAGCCCUUGAGACAAUGUGCUAUCAGUAGUUGGUGGUUCUUCCUCCCUCUAGCUUCCAUUUCUCCCCUCUGCCCCCUUCAGUCCCAGAAUUCCCUAUGUUAACCCUGUUGAGCAUGUUUUACUAUAUAUGUCUGCGGCGGCGCUCCAGGAGUGGGACUCGAGGCGAGGCUCUGACCAGUCGGCGGGCUGUGGAAUCCGGCCAGCGAGCGGUGCUGCCGGUCAGUGUGGAGGUGGAGCAGUAUGCCAAGGAGGUUUUGGACUUCAGCUCUCACUAUGGCAGUGAAAACAGCAUGUCCUACACCAUGUGGAACCUGGCAGGGGUACCGAAUGUUUACCCCAGCUCAGGGGACUUCACCCAGACGGCUGUGUUCAGAGCUUACGGGACAUGGUGGGAACAGUGUGCCAGCGCUCCACUGCCUUUUCGUCGCACACCUAACAGCUUCCACAGCCAGGAUUAUAUUGAGCUGGGCUUUGAGGAGCCUGUCUACCCUACAGCAGUAGAAGUUUUUGAGACCUAUUAUCCUGGAGCCAUCGUGCAGAUCCUGGCCUGCUCUCAAAACCCUUUUUCUCAGAACCCACCCGUUGAUGUCAGGUGGGAAGUGUUGUGGUCCGGGGAGCCCACCAAGGCGCUUACUCCCCAAGCACGCCAGUUUUCCCCAAAAAUCAAGCAUAUAAACUUCCCCACCAAUUUGCUGCGCCUUGAGGUCAACAGCUCCCUCCUGGACUACUACACAGAGCUGGACGCUGUCAUCCUGCGCGGGGUAAAGGAGAUGCCCAUGCUAGCUCUCUAUAAGAUGCCCCUCAUUGACAUCAAUGAUCUGAGUGACAGUGAGGAGGAGCUCUCUGACCUGGGAGGGCCUUUCAGGCUAGGAGGAGACAGCAAGCACCAGAGGACGGGCAACGGCUACUUUGACAAAUUGCCGUAUGAGCUCAUCCAGCUGAUACUGAGCCACCUGACCCUGCCAGACCUCUGCCGUCUGGCCCAGAGCUGCAAGCUGCUGUACCAGCACUGUUGCGACCCACUGCAGUACACCCAGCUGAGUCUGCAACCCUACUGGGCCCGGCUGAAUGACGCCUCUCUGGGACACCUGCAGAGCCGCUGCACUCUCCUCCAGAGGCUCAACCUGUCCUGGACCGGCAACCGUGGAGCUCUCACCCUGACGGGCUUCAGCAGUUUUAUGAAGGCCUGUGGUCACAGCCUGGUCUGCCUGGAAAUGUCGUGCUGCCACUUCCUGAAUGAAGCCUGUCUGGAGGUCAUCUCUCAGACUUGUCCAACUCUGCAGGAGCUCAAUCUGUCCUCCUGUGACCGCCUUCACCCACACGCCUUCACGCACAUCUCCAAGCUCACACAACUGCGCAGGCUGGUUCUCUACCGGACCAAGAUAGAGCAAACAUCCAUCCUGAGCAUCCUCACCUUCUGCACAGAGCUGAGACAUCUCAACCUGGGGAGCUGUGUGAGGAUUGAAGACUAUGAUGUCGUGGCCAGUAUGCUGGCUGCUCGCUGUCGAUCGCUGUGCUCUCUGGACUUGUGGCGCUGCAAAAACCUGACCGAUCGAGGCCUGGCUGAGCUCGUCUCAGGCUGCAGGAUGUUGGAGGAGCUGGACUUGGGUUGGUGUCCCACACUGCAGAGCAGCACUGGUUGCUUCCAGAAGCUCGCCCGGAGCCUGCCACGACUGCGAAAGCUCUUCCUCACCGCCAACCGCACUGUCUGUGACUCGGACAUAGAAGAACUGGCUUCCUGUUGCCCGUCGCUGCAACAUCUCGAUAUACUCGGUACGCGGUUGGUGAGCGCCGCCUCACUGAAGAAACUCCUCCAGUCGUGUCCUCAGCUUCUCCUCCUGGACGUUUCCUUCUGUUCCCAGAUUGACAUGCGGGUUGUCCAAGAACUCUCCGGCCUCUUCCCCAAUGUGGCUAUCAAGAAAAGUUUCACUCAAUGACCCUGGCGUCGUCUCAUUUCUCGCUGCCAAGAGGUGGCAAGUGGAGGGAAAUGCUUGCCAGCAGAUGCUGCUCCAGAACGAGGCAGAUGCUGGAAGAGAUUACCUGCCUUUGUCAGCAUCGCAGGAAAGAUCUGCUCUUCGCAGCCAGUAAGUCGGUCAGUAAAUAAUGCACUGGCGCCGUGUGAGGAGGCUCUGGGGAUUUUUAAAGACAGAAAACAAACAACUAAAGAUUUCUGUUCUCCACCGAGUAAAAUUUGAAAGAAAAAAAAAUCCUAGGUUUUGUUUUGGACACUAGAAAUCAGGGUGUUGCAUUAAAACUUUCACAGCUUUCCAGAUUCUGAAUUACAUGACACAAAGAAGAAAAUAUGCCUUGGUAUGAAACUGAAAGGGACAUAAGUAUUGAUGAGUGAUUCUGUUAGAAGAACAAAAAGAGACACGGGGAGUGUAAAACUUAACUUUUUAGGACUGUCAGACAUUAAAUUUAAGGUCAGUGCCUUGCCAGAAGGUAAAACAUUUAGUCUGUUUUAAUAUCCAUACUGAUAUAAAAAAGGUACCGCUCUGAUGACCUAAGAUGUUUUUCAGAUUUGUGAUCUGAUCCUCCAAAUGUGUUUAAACACUUAAUUCUUUCCAUUCAUAAACAUUUUUAGGCCACCAGUUUGAGCUUUUGUGGAUCAUUUUCUGCUGGGAAAUAACGUCUGAUUUAGAAAAGACCCCUGGCAAAAAUGACAGAAUUGCUAUGUGGUGAUGUUCUUGCAGAUUUCUUUUUUAAAAAAAAAAUACAUCAAUCUUAAAUAUUUAAGAAAAUUGUUAUGUUUAUUUUCCAAUAAAGUAGAGGAAAUAAUGAUGGAAUUACUCAUUCAUGUAGAAAAAGAUGUAAAAAUAUAGAAUAGUGAACAAAAACCGUCACAGUUGUUAUUUUGUUGCACCUCCUCCGGCUUUCAUAGCUUGAUUUCAUUGAACAUGGGUUUCACUAAUGAAAGAAAUUGUCCUUCAUGGUUUCAACUUUUUGGUGUUUGAGUUUACAGAUGAACUUUGCAGGAUGGGGUCAGUUUCCACCAGGAUUCACCGCUCCGUCAGACUGAGAUCUGGACUGGAUCUGGACUUUUUGCUGGCCCGGUCACUGAAAUGAAGAAGAGGUUUUGAAAUGCUUUUCCCUUUGGCAAGAUGUGUUAUUAUCCUAAGAAUUAAUCAAUUUCACCAAAUCAACUUUUUCAGUUUAAGGAAUGAGAAAAGUGUCCAAACUUUAAUGGACAGCUGUAUGUUUGCUGUAGAAGUAAUGACUGCCACCUCUUGGCCCUUUACCUAACGUCAGCCCCAUAUCAUCAAUGACUGUGGAUUUUUUUUUUCUAAUUCAAGCAUAAAAGCUCUGGUCUUAUCUCCUUGUUCAAUACACAUUUUUGAUGCCAUUUCUCCCAUUUACAGAUGGUUUUAAUUUGCUUUCUUGUUACAAACAUUGUUGUCCUGAUGCUGUGACGUCUUCCUUUGUGUUUCCUUUUACAACCUUCCCAUUUUCUUUUUACAUGCCUCCUGUUUUAGUCACAGCUGACGGGGAACAACCAACAACUUUGCCACACUGAAAGCUAAAUGACCUUUUUGAAGGAAUUUUCUAACCCUUUCUGUUGUUUCCACACAAUGGAACGACUCCUAAAGCUCUGCAAGGACUCUUUUAAAUGCUGGCUCAUUUGUAUAGUUAGACUUGUGCAGGUUUUUUUUUUUUCUUUUAAAGCUAAAUACAUCAUGGUUCUGUUUAUAUUUCUUUAAAAAAAAAAAGCCAGAAUUAUCAGCUAUUAAAUUAUUUUAUGGCAUAUGUGUUUAAUUAUUUAACUAAAUGAAAAAGCUGAAUGAACCUUCUCCAGGUGUGGUAAUUCCAUCAUUUUUGCCAGUGGAUUUUUGUUCUUUUUGCACAACUUGCCACUACUUCCUGAGAUUUUAAUGACACAUAUGUGACAUGUUUAGGUUAAAAUAGCACAGAGAGAGAACCACUGCGCUAUGUCAACUCCAUGUUUACAGCUUUGGUCAGAGUGAUCCACAGCUUUCCAACCUGCUUGUACACAUUUGUGAUCGGCUUUGCGCUAUGAUGCAAACGUAAAUUUGGAUAUAAAUUGCACUGAAUAUCCCCUGAAUGAGCGCACACUCACACUUACACACACAACAAACUUGUAGUAAAAAUACUUGACUCGGUUUUAUCCUUAUAUACUUAGUUGUCCCUCUUGUGCAAUAUGGCCACAGACUGCUCUUUUAGACACACUCUUGUCAUGAAUCAUGCAUUAAAUUGGCCCCAGGUGGGUAAAACACAGUAAUACAGGAACACUGAACCUUAAUCCCACUGAGAAUCUCUGGGAGGUGCAGGAGAGGAAUUAACACAGCAGUCUGAUCUGAUCUAUCGAGUGAGUAGAUGAAGGACAAGUGUGGAAGAAUAAAACCUCACCUGCUGCUGCUGUUGCACAGGUUGUUUGCAUCUCCUACACAUCUGCAGAGAUGCCAGAAAGAUUUGAUUGUUUUGGUCGCUUUAAAGUCCAGGACCACCCAGACUGCAGUCGUGUUUGAGCUGAGUUCAGCUACUUUUGGCACUUAUGGCUCAGUUACGACACUGGCAAGUGUUGUGUGGACCAGAUGUCAGGUGCCAGUCUGGCUUGAGUUAUGGCAGUGGUUUCCAAACUUUUUCUGCAGGGCUCCCUUUUCAUUGACAAAAAUAACGUCAAUGCACCCCCCCCCCCCCCCCGCCAUCACAUGCACCCCAAUGCUUACAAAGAUAUUUACAAAUAUAUGUGCCACAAAAUAGUCUUUAGUUUAUUGGCUGCUACUUUAUUAUAGUGAAAACCUUGUCAGCGGCAGUCAGGGACGCAUCGAGUCCUCUGCUACAGUGUGAGGCGUGUAAACCAGGAAACUCUGUAAACUACUUCAAGUGAGUUUAACUUUCAAUGAAACAGAUGCUGCUUUAGUAAAAUAAAUCUGCAAUUUAUGAGUUGAGUAGUUUAUUUCUAAAGUAAUCAACAGGAUUUUUUCUGUUCAGGAUGAGAAGUCCCAAAGUGGUGGUGUAACGUUUUUUUAGCUUCAUAUUGUCAAAUGCUGAUAUUUUGAGACAUGCAACACACUGUGGUCUGUCUUCAUUACCCACCAUUGACCAUUAACAUUACUUAACCAUUACUGGUCAAGCUUAGGGCAAGAUAUACCUCAUCAUAUUUAUUUCUUUCAUUAUUAUUAUGACUAUUAAUAUUAUUAUCUUUUUUUUUCUUUGGUAGUUUAAAUGUCUGUUGUAAAUUCAUCAUCAUUUGGCAUUUGGUACUUUAACAAAUGUGUCCAUGUUUUGCCAACAGUACAGAGAAAAUAAGUUUUCUUUGCCCCCCCCCCAAUCCGUUAAUAAGACAAUAAAAAAAAAAAAAGAAUAUUGCACAGUCUAAAAGCCAAACCUGCCAUUAAAUGGUUGUUUCUCUUCCAUCAUCGUCAACAAGAUCAUUUAAGUCAAACUAAUUUCAGAUUUUAAACCCGUAACUAUACAGAGCAUUUUGCAGAUGUUGCAGCUGUCAUUGUGUCACCACAUUUCUAAUGUGGUAGAUUGUGGCGGCAGGUUGAUUUAAAGGUGGUGUUGUUUGAACAUACUAUGAAAAAUGUGUUGAACUCAACUUUCUGGUGGGUUGUUAUAGAGAAAACUCAUCAGACCUGACUCACCUGCUCCAGAUCUGAUUCUGCUUAAAUCAAGUUUCAUGAAAGAAAAUUUAAGUUAGUGAGAGACUUCACUGACCACAGUAAAAUCAGACAGGCCAGCAUUCUGUGGGCCACCGUGGGCCCUUGAGAAAGGCCCUUAUUGUUAUUAUUAUUAUUAUUAGUAGUAGUAGUAGUAUUCAUGAUGCAAGGCCCUCCUAAUCAUGUGUGUUUGCUCAGGUCAUUAAUUUAGUUGAUUUGGCUGUUUUGUUUGAAGGUGGGAAAGUUAUGUGUUCAGCAUAUGGAUUAUGGAAAUCCUUUUGUUCAUCCUAAGCUCCACUAUGAUAAUGCAGUUCCACAGCUGAGUGGAAACCCUGUGAUUCUCCGCUGAACAUGUUAAGAUGAGACAGUGUAAAUAUUAAAUGACCUCAGUUUUUGUCCUCAAACUCAGGGGCUAUAAACAUACAUAAUAAUUAUCGCUGUAUAACUUUUUUUAAAUGUAUAUUUUACUCCAAAAACCAGCACAAAGGACAUUUUUACUACGAGUUGCACCAGACUGAGUCACCGUUGACGUUACCAGUCAGUACUGAUGUUACUGAUGAAACAUGGAGCUUAAUUGUUGAAUGUUGUGGUAAAUGUGAGAUUGUGUAUAUAAAAAAAACAUGUUAAUGUUGCUGAUUAUUUCUUAUGGUGAAGCCACAAUCUCAUUGUAGGGGAAGUGCUUUGGAAUGUUUUUUUUUUUUGUGAGAAAACUUGAAAUUUCUUUGAAGCACAUGCUACCAGUGGAUAUUUGUGCCUUAUACUCCUGUUUGAACAUGCUGAUGUCCAAGUGGUGAACAUUGUAGUGAAGUGCUUUGCUUUUUAUGCUCCUCAACCAAAGUAGUAUUCAGUAAGCUGUUCGGCAGGUUCACAACUGGAUUUGACCAGUUUCUGCUGUAAUAUACUGUAUAUCAGCCAUGUGAAUUUAUAUGCAAAUAAUAUUAUUUAUACUGUUCUGUGUGGUGUAUGCAGAAACAAUAUAAAAUAUAUUUUCUUUUAGUCUAGUUUUGUUUCCACUUGCUCACCUGAAGUACUUUAAAACUUUUGAUUUAUUUUACGUACACGGAGUUGUAAUUUAUUGUCUCUGUACCUUUAAAAUGCUGCAGUGGCUGCCGUUUCCCAGCUUCCAGACUUUGUCCUGAGCCACCCUGAAGUCAAACCAUGUCAUCAGGAGUUUGAUUGAAAAUCUUAAAAUGUUUAACUCCCUUUGUUCAUUCAGAUGAUGCAAAUAUUACUGAAUUUGCAGCUGAAUUGAACCUUAUUAUAUCUGGCCCACUGGAAGUGAGGAAGUCAUUUCAAGUCCAUUUAAUUACGAGUUCAUAAAAUGAUUAUAGGAACACAAUGAGACAGGAGUGUACAAUGCUAAAUGAAUGAGCAUUCAUAAGACAAACUAACCAUCACUUUUGUUCUUUUUUUUUCUUAGCUUGUACACUUGCAUUUGCUUCCUUCUGUAACCAAUAUUACUCCCACUCUGGUCAUGAGAUCAGCCUGGCAUGCACCAGUAGGACAUCCUGCCAUGAAGUCUGCUGUUCUGUGAAAAGAUGGCUCCUCUGUCAUGAUGAAACUGGUGCUUUACUUUCAGCAGGUUUUAAAUAAAAUGAAGGCUGAUGACUGAU